UAAAAACUGAUCAUACUUUCCAAUUAUUUAGAUUCCUGGCAAAAAUUCAUGGGAAUAGAUUGUGGUAGUGAAGAAGGGCCUUCCAGUCCUGUUUUUCAUAAAAAGAAAUGGGUUGUUUUGCCAACAUCUUUAAAAAGGACUGGUUCUGGAUCAUUGUUGACUAAAUGUCCUGAAAAGAAACUGAAGAACAAGAGGAAGAAUGAUUCCAAUAAGAGCCAACAAAGUUUAAGCCUCAACAAUACCGCACCAUCAGAAGAUAAAGCGCUUAAGAAUACUGCUGAAGAUGAGGACGAUCCAGUGUUGAUUUAUAGUACUACUCCUACUAAAACAUAUAAACAAAAGAGAAAAACUAUUGAUCUUCUUAGUUGCUCGUUUAGGAGUGAAGGUAGUUUUUGCAAAAAGUCAAAAUUAAAUGAUGAAGAACAUGCUGAAGUAUUUAUAACUCCAUCAGGCAUUAAUUUAGAAAAAAACAUUAAUAGUGAUAUAGUUCCAGAAACACUGACGCCAACUUCUGUUAAAGGUUCUUCUCCACAAUCAAAUAAAAGCAACAUUUCACAAAAAAAUAUUUUUAAUAAGCCCCAAAGAAAACUGUUAUAUUCUUGCAAUGAAAAGAGUAAUUCGGGUUUGACAGCUCCAACUCUUACUGUGAAUGAUAUUUUUAAAUCAGUUAUAAUGAUUGAUGAAGCCGAUAUUCAUUCGUCACCAAAAAAAAAUCGAAAAAUUAGUUUUGAAGGUAGGUCUAGUGAUUUUCAAAGUGUGACAUCCUUAACUAGUGAGAACCCAAAAGAUUGCCCUAAGGAGGCAAAUGACCCUGUUUCAUCCUAUCAUAUCAGUACUCUUGAGAAAUGUAAUGAUUCCUUUGGGAAUUGUAUGUUUACUGAAAUAGAAAAUGAAUGUGUAGCCACCAAAGAUGUUUGUUCAAAAUCUAACUACGGGAAAGGAUCAAUGACUACUAAUAGUCCUAAAAGUCCUGUUGACAUUAAUCCCAUGGAUGAAACAUUUAGUAACUAUAGAUUUACUGAAAUUGAAGAGGACUACAGUUGUUUUAAUCACAAAAGAUUGAAAGAUAGUGAUCCUAUGGCUUCAUUCAUAAAAUCAGAUAUUGGAGGAACCAGUAGCUUAUGUUCAGAUUCUCACAACCAUGUUGGAAGAAAUACCUCUUUAAUGUCAGAACAUAAAGAUGAUUGCCCUAGUAAUAAACUUAUUAGUAAAGAAUCUGGAGUUUUAAAGAAUAGAGUUGAAGUCCAAUCUUAUCACUCAUUAAGUAAUGAAAGAGAUAAAAUAUUUUUACAAGAAAAUGGUUUGGAAAAUUCUUUUUUGCAAUCUGGUGGUGAUGAAAACGAUAUUUUUAACAGUACCAUAUUACCCCAAAAGUCAAUAACUAAACUCGAAACUGCUAUAGAUAAAGAAACUUUUCUUUCAACUUCAAAGGAAUGUUUCGAUGAUUUAGAUGCUAUUUCUACUGAGGAAUUUAGAAAUAAAAAUUUAGUAAAUCAUCAUCACCAUCAUCAUAAUGAAUUGAAUUCAAGUUCAAAUGAAGAUAUUUUAAAUAAAACCUUAGACAGUUCAGAAAAAGAUAUGCUUAACAAAUCUUCUAUCAGCAAGCUUGAUGUUACUUUAACUGAUAUUAUGCAACGGUUACUUAAGAAGAGAGUUAAUAAUGAAUCAAAGCCAAACUUAAAAAAUCAAAGCUUAGAUAAACAUAUUACUAGCAAUAGUAACAGUUGUUUUAAUGCCUUGACACAAGAAAUUACUGAAGAGGAAACUAAAAAUCAUGAACUGUGUGAUCAAACAUUGAGAAAUAUUUCAUCAUCAGAGUGUAUUCCUGAAUCGUUUGGCUUAUCAAAUGCUAAUGAAACUGUGUUUUUAACUCAGGAAUAUUUAGAAAAUGCAAAAUCUGAGGUUAGUGUUGAUUCAUCCGUGAUAUAUUAUCAACAAUCAUUUGAUUACAUGAUUUCUGCAGAAGUUAAAUCUCGAUUAUCAGGUAAUAAUGCUGUUGUACAUCUUACGGAACAAGAACCUAUACUUUUAGAUCAAUCAUUAUCAUCAGAAGUUAGCAAAGUGGCUGAUAAUGAUGGUAGAUCACCUGAUGAUUCCUUCAUGGAUAUCAAUCAUAAACACACCAAUUUAAAUGAAAGUAAUGCCAGUAAUUUAAAUGAGUCCAUAAAUGUAAUUGAAAACACUCUAAAAUCUCCAACAUAUACUGAUUACUUUAACGAUAGUUCUGAAAUUAAAUUUUCUCAGUAUGAACAUAUUUCUCAAAAUCCAGUUAUAAGUUGUUCAACAGCCCUUUUGGGUGUAAAAGAACUAAAAAAAGUUAAUAGUGUUGAAAUGAAUUCCAACAAGGUGCAUAGCAACUGUAAUAAAUUUUCAAACGAGAUGUCAAGUAGGACUGGUGUUUCUGUUUCAAAUAGUGAUUUUAUUUCACAAGGGUGUUUACAGCAAUUUAAUUGUUCUUUUCAAUUGGAAUCUGAUGAUUCAGUUCUGCGAAAAAAAGAAAAUAAUUUAGACAGUAAUGGAAUAAAAGAAAUAAAUGUCAGUAAUGUAAAUAGUCACCAUUCCACUUUUUCAACAAUAGCUAAUAAAAAUAUCAAAAUUUCAGAAGAAUGUCCGAGGAAUGAAAAAUCAAAAUGCAAAGAUAUUUUAGAAAAAAAUGCUUUAAUAACACAAAAGAGUAAUACAAUGAGUGAUACAGUCUUUUUUGAAGACAGUGAUGUCUUAGAAAAAAAAAAUUCUGAUUCAGCAGUAAAUCUGAUUAACUUAUCUGAGAGUGAGUCAAUAAAUAUUUAUGAAAUGAAUGAAUGUAAUAAACCUACUACAAAAUGUUCAUCUAAUGUAAAGAAUUUAAAUGUAAAACAAAUGUCACAUACUUUACAAUUAGGAACGCUGAAUUCUACCCAUGAUAAUGUAAACAAUGACAUACUAGAAACGGUUCAAUUAGACCGAUCAGGUGUAUUCAAGAAACCAGACAUCCCAAUGGCUCAUCAGAAAUUAGAUGUUGACUACAAUCUUGCUACCUCUUCAUGUAAAAAUAUUAAUACAUCAGAACAAUCGUUAAUAAAAAUUAGUUCCAUUUUAGCUGAUAAAAAUAAUGUUUCGCAAUGUUUCACUGGUUCUAAUGUAACCAGCUUAAGUGUUCAUAGAAAACAAUUUAGUUCAGAUAAAACAGAUCUAACUGAAUCCUCAUCAUCAUUUAAUAUUGAAAAAAAUAAUAUUGGUGUUUCUAAAAGUGAGUUAAGUGUUGUUCAUAAAACUGAAGCAAAUAAAGAUUAUCUGUCAUUUAAAUCAGCUUUGGCGAGGCCUGACAAAAUUGAUAACUUUAUGUUUUCAAGUGCUGGUGGAAAAAAAAUUGGAGUUUCUGAAAAUGCUUUAGCUAAAGUGAAGUCUAUGUUUUAUGAAAUUUUGGAGAGCGAUCUAACAGAAAACAAGGAUAAAACAGACAUUAAUCAGGCACAUAAAACUUCUUUACCUGGAUCAAGCAAAGCUGGUGAUUUUAUGUUUUCAAGUGCCAGUGGCAAAAAUAUUCAAGUUUCAGAAGAUUCUUUAGCUAGAGUUAAAUCUAAAUUUAACAACAUUUUGGAGAGUGAUGUAACAGAAAAUAAGGAUAAAAUAGGCAGUAAUCAGGCACAAAAAACUUCUUUACCUGGAUCCAGCAAAGCUGCUAAUUUUAUGUUUUCAAGUGCCAGUGGCAAAAAUAUUAAAGUUUCAGAAGAUUCUUUAACCAAAGUCAAAUCUAAAUUUAAUGAUAUUUUUGAAAAUAGUUUAACUGAAAUAAAUCAUAAUGGAACUGAAAUGAAAAAUAAUCCAUCAUCUAAAUCUUUUUUGACGAGUUCUGAUAAAGUUGAUAACUUUAUGCUUUCAACUGCUUCUGGCAAUAAUAAUAAAGUUCCAGAAGAUGCAUUAGUAAAAACUAAAUCAAAAUGUAAAGAAAUUUCUAAGAGCCAUCUGACUGAAAAAAACAACGAAAAUAUAACAGAUAUAAAUCAUACCAACAAAUUUCCUUGUUCUAGUAAAAAUGAUAAUGUCAUGUUUUCAACUGCUGGUGGCAAAAAUAUUAAAGUAUCUGAUGUUGCCUUAGCUAAAGUUAAAUCCAAAUUUAUUGAAUUUAUUGAGAGCCAUGAGACAGAAGUAAUGAAUGAUAUUGUAGAAACAAACAUUGAUCAAAAACCGAAAAUAUUUUUACCUAGUUCUAGCAAAACCUCUAAUUUAAUAUUUUCAAGUGCUUGUGGUGAAAGUGUUGAUAAAGUUUCAGAAGAACCUGCAGCUCAAGCUGAAUCAAAAUCUAACAAAAUUUUAGAGAGCCAUCUGACACCAGAUAAAAAUACUGAAGAUAAAACAGAUUUCAAUCUGAAUUCAAAAACAUCUCGAGCUAUACCAAACCAAACUGUUGAUUUUAUGUUUUCAAGUGCUACUGGAAAAAAUAAUGAAAUAUCAGAAAAUGCACAUGUUGAUACAAAAUUUAAUGAUAAUAUUUUUGAGAGAAGGCAACCUGAAGUUAAGAGUAAUGAGACUGAAACAAAUAUUAGUCAGGUGUAUAAAACAUCAUUACACAUUUCAGAUAUAAAUGCCAGCUUUUCAACUGCUGGUGGCAAAAACAUUACAGUUUCUGAUGUUGCUUUAGCUAAGAUUAAAUCUAAAUUUAAUGAAAUUAUGGAGAGCCUUGAUACUGAAAAUGAGAAUCCUGAAGAUAAAAUAGAUAUUUAUCAAACUCCCAAAAUAUCUAUACCUAGUUCUAGUAAAAAUAAUGAUAUGUUUACAACUGCUGGUGGUAAAAAUAUUAAAAUUUCUGAUGUUGCCUUGGCAAAAGUUCAAAAUAAAUUUAAUGAUAUUAUGGAUAGGCAUGAGACAGAAGUAAUAAAAGAUAUAGCGGAAACAAACAUUGAUCAAACAUCCAAAAUAUUUUUACCUAGUUCUAGCAAAACCUCUAAUUUGAGUGAUCUAACAGAAAAGAAGGAUAAAAUAGCUAUUAAUCAGGUGUAUGACAUUCCUUUAUCUAGAUCAAGCAAAGCUGGUAAUUUCAUGUUUUCAAGUGCUGGUGGGGAAAAAAUUGGAGUUUCAGAAAAAGCUGUAGCAAAAGUGAAAUCAAUGUUUAAUGAACUUUUAGAGAGUGAUAUAACAGAAAAAAAGGAUAAAACUGGUAUCAAUGAGGCACAUAAAACUUCUUUACCUGAAUCAAGUAAAGCUGGUAAUUUCAUGUUUUCAAGUGCUAGUGGAAAAAGUAUUCAAGUUUCAGAAGAUUCUUUAGCUAAAGUUAAAUCUAAAUUUAAUGAAAUCUUAGGGACCCAUCAGACCGAAGUCAAGGCCGAUAUUACUGUUGCUAAAAAAGAUAGUUAUGAAGCUUCUAAAACAUUUUUACUUAAUUCUAGUAAAGCUGAUAAUUUUACGUUUUCAAGUGCUAGUGGCAAAAAUAUUAAAGUUUCAGAAGAUUCUUUAGCUAAAGUUAAAUCUAAAUUUAACGAAAUUAUGGAGAGCCAUGAUACAGAACCAACGAAGGUUAAAGCUGAUAGAAAUAUUGAUCAAGCAACUAAAACAUUUUUUCCUAGUUCUAGUUUAGCUGGGAAUUUUAUGUUUUUAAGUGGUAGUGGUAAAAAUGUUAAAGUUUCAGAAGAUGCAUUAGCCAAAGUCAAAUGUAAAUUUAAUGAUAUUUUUGAAAACAGUUUAACUGAAGCAAAUGACCAGGAAAAGGGAACAAAUGGAUUCUUAUCUAAAUCUUUUUUUGCUAGUCCUAAUAAAGUUGAUGACAUCAUGAUUUCAACUACCCCUGGCAAUAGUAAUAAUGUUUCUGAUGCUGCUCUAGCUAAAAUUAAAUCCAAUUUAAAUGAAAUUUCCUUAAACAUUUCAGCUAAAGAAGGAAAUAAUGAAACUGAAAUAAAUGAAUGCCAAUUAUUAGAGACUUCUUUUUCAUAUUUUGAUAAGACUGAUCCUUUUAGUUUUCCAGUUGAAGAAAGCAACAAUAUUGAAAUUUCUAAUGUGAUUUUAGAGGAAAUGAAAUCUAAACUGAAUAGAAGUUCCAAGGAUAAUUUAAUUGAGGUAGAGUUGAACAAAUCUAGGGAUGGUUUGUGUGAGUUAUCAAAUGUCCCCUUGACCGUAACUGAUAAAAAAGACAAUCCAAUCCCACUUUCUGCAGAUUUCAAUGUUAGUAUUAAUGAAAAAAUAUCACAUCUUAAUGAGCUUGAAAGUUUUCCUCCUGGCUCAAAAACUAAUGAAAUUAAAUGUGAAAAUGCUCCUGAUAAAUGUUUGGGAAUUAUGUUCUCUACUGCUAGAGGAAAACAAAUCAGUGUUUCUGAAGAUGCUUUACUUAAAGUAAGAUCUAAAUUUAGUGAAGUAAUGGAUACAUCAAUGCCUCUGUUUGAGGAUGAACAAAGUAAUGAUUAUAUUUUUCAACACUUGAAGUAUCCAAAUAAAAAAUUGUCUGAUGAUCUAUGUUUAGACAAAAAAAAUUUAAAUGCAAUUGAAAGCUGCUCAAAGGAAAUCACAAUACCCAAUAAUCAAACACCUACAAAUUCUAAAAUGUUCACAAAAGUAGGUAUGAAUAAAAAGUUAUUCAAUAGUCCAAACCUAAAUGACAAAAAAAGUAAGUCUUCUCACACAGAAAACUCAAGCUAUGACCAGCCUUUUGCUAAAAAAGUAUGCUUUCAACCAGGAAUAGUAAAUUUAACCCAGAAACAACCUAAUGAUUUGGGUGAACAUAACAUUUUAAAAGAAUCAAAAAUGUCAUACUCAACAUUUACUCAAAGUAUUUCACAGUCAUUUUUAGAUAAAGAAAUGGAUCUAAUCGAGAAAACAAAAUGUCCGAGAGAAAUUCUUAACCUGAAGGAUAGCGAGUUGAAUUCUCAGCUUGAUGAAAAUAAAGAUUUAGAAUCAAAAACAUGUGAUGGUCAACUUACAACUGAGGAAAGUGACAUGACCAUGAUCUAUGAGGUAUCUGACAGUGCUGCGGCAUUUAUGGCCGAUUGCACACCAGAUAGAUCUGUUUUAUCUAGUCCUGCAUCAUUUUUCAACAGAAAAACAAUGAAACCUAUCAAAUUGUUGGAAAUGGAAUUCGAUGAUGUUGAUGAUGAAAUCAUGGUUGCAGCAGAAUUAGAAAUAAUCCCCAAACCAGUUACAAAGAAUCCUGUUACUGAUGAUUCCCUAGCAUGUAUAAAUUUUAGAUCUUGUUCAGUUGAGGUUCUCUCAAUCCGUAAAGAUCAACGAAAGAAAAUUGAUGAAAUAAUUAACCAAAAACUUAAGUGCCGACCUCUGUCUUCUCCUGGAUUGUAUAUGACAUUAAGAAAUAAAGGUAGUCUUAAAAGGAUUAGUGAAAUUCUGCAUCCAUUUCUAAAUAAAGAACAGUUGUUUCAGCUUGGAUUAAAGGAAGAAAUAUUAUGUAUUAGCUCAAUUAAUGCCGAAACAUAUGAAUUCUGUGCUGAAUCAUUUUUCAAUUAUGAAGAGUGCUUUUCUGCCGAAGGAAUAAUCAAUGUAGGCUAUGGUUUUUCUUUGAUAUUAUCUGAUGACAACAAAAUUGGUUUCAAUGAAUUAUCCAGAUGUUUCCUAUCAAAUCCUAAUGUCGACCCAUCUUUGGUUUCUUCAGCAUGGAUAAAGAAUCAUUACAAAUGGAUAGUUUGGAAAUUAGCUAGCUACGAAAGAGCUUUUCCCACGAAUCUUUCAAACAGGUACUUAACCCCAGAAAAUGUACUGCAUCAAUUGAAGUAUCGAUAUGAUAGAGAAAUAGAUCUUGCUCAAAGACCUGCCCUAAAAAAAAUUCUGGAAUGUGAUGAGCCCUCUUUAAGGAGAUUAAUUGCAUGUGUGGCUGAUAUUCGGAAUGUCGAUUCAAGUGAUGGUGAAUCAACUUAUGAAAUCGAAUUGACUGAUGGCUGGUACAGUGUAUGGACUUGCAUAGAUCCAGCAAUGAAAAAUUUGAUAGAUCGGCAGAAGGUUAAAAUUGGAAUGAAAUUGAUCAUACAGGCUGCAGAAUUAUUAAAUUGCACUGAAGGAUGUGAUCCAUUAGAGAUUGCCAGUUCCAUCUGUUUGAAAUUGCAUACCAACUGUGUCAGACGUGUUAAGUGGCAUACUAAAAUAGGAUUUACACGGCAUCCUGGACCUAUACGAAUAUCUCUCAGUUCUGUCUUACAUAAUGGAGGACUUGUUGGUCUCACAUCAGCUAUGAUUGCAAGGGUUUAUCCUUUAUUGUAUAUGUCAAAAGAUGCUGAUGGGAAAACAGUUUUUAGAAAUGCAUAUGCUGAACAGCAUGCUUCCAGUCUGAAAGAAAAUGACCUUACAUUAAAGUCGGAAGAGUUGUUUGAAAAAUUGUUUCCCCAGGUUGAGGCUAAAUACAAAAGUGGAGUCGUGAAAUUUGAUAAAAAUAAUAUCAAAAAUAUAAAGAAUCCAGAAUUACUAUGGAAAAUUGUAUCAAAUGAAUCAGAUCCAUCUGAAGUGCAAUCUUUAAUGUCACCUGAUCAACUUCUUGAAGUUCGAAAAUAUCAUGAAUUGAUAUCAUCAAAAAUAAGAGAGGAAGUGCAGGCUCUUGUGAAGAAGAAGUUAGAGGACCUUAUUCCAUCUCAGAAAGCCAAAUGUUUGUUGAAGCUGAGGCUUGUUGAUCCAGUUGGUGGCUGUAAUGCACUUUUGACAAUUUGGAACCCUUCUGAAGAUCUUCUUCAAAUUUUAGUUGAGAAGAGGUGUUUUGAUUUUUAUAAUAUAAAUGCCUCUGGUAUAAGGGAUAAAGUGCUACAACUGUCAAGUACCAGUAGAACAAUGUAUAAGGAGUCUAACGUGUUAAAACCAAGCCAAGAGUUUGGAAGGAAAGUCACUACUAUUCAUGAUAUUGUAGUUAAUUCUGUAUCAGUGCAGUUUGGUGAGAUGGAUGUUGUUGGGACUGUUAUAUUUGUCAAAGAACCAGAGAAGCCAUGGGGUGUCACAAAUGUCUAUCUGUCUGACAGCCAAGAAAGUUUCUUAAUGAUAACUUUUUGGACUUCCCUAAAGACAUUUGGUUGUGAUGAUACCCUAAAACCUGGAUCUACUGUCGCCUGUAUCAAUCUUCAAUGGAGACAGGGUUCAGGAUCAUAUGUUAUACCUUCAACUUAUGCUAAUGAAAUGACUUAUUUUUCUUCUAACCCCAACCAAGAAUAUCUUGUUAAAGCACUUCAAGAAAUCAAGUCAUCAAUUGGUUCAAAGAAUCUUGAAAACUUUAUCUUAGAGCAAAGAAGGAGAUUAUUUACGAUUUUAAAAGAAAGGGAAUACACUAGCAAAACUCCUCUUUCAAAAGUUGAGACACCAAAAGUUUUGAAAAGGUUAGAAAAUCUUAAGAAAUAUGGAGAAGCAUCUCCACUUCCCAAGCUUUCCCUUCUAUCCAGUCCAGACAUACAUAGGAAAUUCAGAUCACCCAAAUCUGGAGGUUCCUGAUACUUUUGAGAUGCUAAUCUCAUUAAAUUAUUUAUGGAUCUUUUUAAUUAUGUUAAUGUAUGAUUCUGUAAAUUUGUAAAUAAUUAUUUCACUAAAUAUCUAAUAAAAAUUUAUUUUCUUAUUUAAGAAUGCCUUUUGUUGAAAUCUGUGAUAAUUAUAUAAUGUUUUUGUGUAAAAAAAAUAUUUUAUUAGAAUAUUUGUUUGUAAAAUGUGCAAAAAAAUAUAUGUAAAUAACUAUCUGUUAAAAAGUAUAUAUAGUUUUAAUAAAUUCUUUUUGUUAUUGA
Messenger RNA from Nezara viridula (southern green stink bug), 9662 nucleotides. The record is from the annotation of a GenBank genome assembly. Lineage: Eukaryota; Metazoa; Arthropoda; Insecta; Hemiptera; Pentatomidae.